AAACUUUGAGAAAAACACCGAGCAAAACAACAACCCAAACUUGCAAAUAAUUGGUCAAAGUGUUCCCGUUUGUUUAAUUGUUGAUUAAAAUUAGGCGUGACAUGGUUCAUUUUCGACGCAAGUGGGAAGGUCGUUGAGAGGGGGAGGAGGAGGUGGGGACAGGGCGGCCGCGGCGACACAUGGCCACUCUUUUCUAUCUCGAGUCUAAAACCGUGUCGCAUCACGAUCGAGCGGCCACAAGUGCGCGACCAAUGAGGCCAUAUCAUCGUCGCGAGAGUGCGGAUGAAUUGCAGCUAGAUUUUGGCAAGGAUGGAGUCGUAACGGAAAUUCUGCGGAACUUGUCGCGCCGCGAGGGUGUCAGCAAGGGGAGGAGACUUGCAUUUCUUAACGCCUUCGUGAAAUUCUUGCAGGGUGGAAACGCCAAGAAGUAUUCGACACAUGAUGUACUGCUCUGUCUGCGCAUCAGCCUCGUCCACGAAGCAACGGUCGUGCGUCUGGCAACCCUCCGUUGUAUCCGCUAUCUUGUAACGACGGAGGAAGAUGUCAUCGCCCUCAAUGAAACCGGAGUCCCCUUCCUCAUCGUGCGCUGUCUCGACGUCGUCCUCAACAAUUCGUCAGAAAGACUCCAAGCGACCCGUUUGUGUCAACGCUUGCUCGCUGUACCGAAUGGGGCGCUGCAUUUUCCCGCCUGUGUGACCCGCGCCCUUGUCGCGAUUGGAUUUGACGGUCCGGUCGAGCAGGAUAAAUUGCAUAAACUGAGCUUAUCUCUCCUCUGCCAGUUGGCCCUUCUCCAUCCCAUGCAGUUCAUCGAGUGCGGCGGCGUACGCGUCCUUCUCCACAAUAUUUUAGGUUGUACGUCCCCCAUGGUUUUGGAGGCCAUGGUGGGUAGUUUACUCCAUCUGCUCAAUGUACCGGAGACGAGGGACGCAUCUGGCGUGAACCUUCAAGCCCUCGUGGCACCAUUUACUGACGUGCAUUUCAAACAUGGACCAAACGAGCCUUCAGAUAAGGACUUAGAUGAACGUGAAGUAGGUUACCAAUGUGCUAAAACCGCAAUCGGUGCCGUUUUGCGGAGUUGGAGUGGAAUUGCACACUUUUGCCAAAGUCGAAAUUCUGGCCUUCAAGCACUCGUGGAUGCCUUGUACAUAGAACAGUUGGAGAUAAGGAGAACGAUUUUAGACUUAAUUUGUGAAAUUCUUGGGGUAAAAUUUCCCACGUGGAGUGACGAAGUUUCCAUCGCCCUCUCCGCGGUGGACCCGUCUUCCCCUCAGGCCUCGUGGAAGUUGGGGGAAGGCUUCAUCGUGGAAGAGACGCUUUCCGUCCUUCCACACCUCGCAGUUUCAACGCCCAACAUUACAGCGAACCACAUGGCCCUCAUAGUUCUUUCGUUUCUACAACGUGGCCUGUUAGAAGCCCUCGUAGAAGUGAUUGUGACCGGCGACACUUUCAUUUCCGUCCGCGGGACCGUUCUUCUCGGUCAACUGCUCCACCUCGUCGACAAGUUUAUCCCUCUCCACUGCUACGACCCAACCCACUGCAUCCCCUCCCUUAUCCGCUACUCGGCAGAUGUGGAGGACGAUGACGACAUCGUUGCCUCAGCCACUACCACCACGGCUCGGCCCAGCGCCCGGCUGCAGCAACAGCGCGCCAUGGAGGCAUUGAGCGUGUUAACAUCACUGCAAAAAAUCAAGGCGCGUCCUCCAUUUCCAAACUCGCUCUUCCUUCAAGCACAACUCGAGUAUGCGGCCUACCAGCCCAAGGCUCAAGGGAGGUUUGUAAAUAAGUUGGGGCAGGUGCAGGUUAUGCGGCUUUUGAAACGCGACAUUGAGGGAAAUCCAAACAAAUUAUUAAAGGAUACGGGCGUCUUAAACUCGAAGGAUUCCACGACAUGGCAGUGGGACACUAUUCUUUCGCUUAUCAAGUGGGCGCCAUCGGUUCUGAAGAGGGUGGACGAUUCGACCUGGCAUAACUUUCUGAAAAGGCUGAUCGACUAUUUCAAACCGUCAAGCAAUCUCUUUGCCAGGCUGGAAGUGGGGAAAGGACAGUCGAAACUGAUAUCGAAAACUGUGACGGCCCUGGUGACGUUUUUAGCCGAGGAGGUUGAGAAUUUUAGCGGCAGUGUGUUGCUUGAGGGGCUCCUGGUCGACAUUGCGUCGCAGUUGGACGAGGUUCUACGUCAGCCAAAUAAUCCGUGCGCCUGUUUUUUGUCGCCUGUGAAGUUGGAGAGUACGCUAAGCCAGAUUUAUUUUCUUAUUGUGGGGAAACUGACUCACACGACGAAAGGGUUUCGAAUCUUGGAGAAGGGCGACAUCCUCAAGCGCUUCCUCCACCUCGUCUGUCAAGUCCAACAUGAAUGCUACAUCAAACUCAUCGUCGCAUCGUUAUCCUAUCGGGAAGAGUACUGCAAGAGAAUCUUGGCGACCGCGCUGUCCUCUCCUUACGACAACUCGCGCCAAUUUGCAACGCAAUUCCUCCGCGUUUUGGUGCGGACGAAGCUCUCGGGAUUUUCCAAGUGGGGGAUGGAACUGCUCGUAAAUCAGUUGGGGGACCGGAAUCGUGCAAUCGUACUGACAGCAAUGGACAUCUUGGAAGAAGCGAUACAUGACAAGAUGUUUCUCGAGUCGCUGAUCGCCCUUCGUCCGACGUUGACGCAUCUGGGAGAUCGCGGCCUCUUGCUGCUCGUUACGUUCCUCUCGCUCCCGUCCGGAUUCAAGUUCCUCAUGGAGGCGAGCUGGUUGAAGAAUGAGAUUGUCAGAUGGAGGGAGUCCUUCAACAAGAGGUAUGUUGAACUUGUCGAGGUGUUGGUGCGGGACUCUGUCUCCACUUUGCGUCGCGGGGAGGAUGGGAAGUAUCCCGAGCGGGCAUCGAGGAACCAAGAGCAGUCGAAAUUCGUCGACAUUUAUGUUCCUCCACAUCUCUACGGCCAGCUCGCCCAACACAAAGAAGGCCUCGAGCUACUCCUCGAUUCAGGCGACAUCCAGGCCCUCAUUGUGACCGUAAAUUCUAAAAAAUGCUCCAACACGGAGGAAACGCGCGAGCUGAAGGCGGCCUUGUGGGCGUUGUCUCAUUUUGGGACAGCGGUAGACUCUGUGCCGCUUUUGGAGGAGUCGCACGUGAUUGGGAGCAUGGUGGAGCUUGGUCGCUUUUGUCCCAUUUUGUCCGUCCGCCACACCGUGUUUCACUGCCUCUGCUUGAUCUGCGUGACGAUGAUAGGGUCCGAGGUCUUACGGAAGUGGGGGUGGCAUGCGAUGCCACGAAGUCAUCACGAAACGUUUACGAUUUGGAGCCCAGAAAUGUUUGCGGGCGAUGAAACUCGUCGCUUGUUGAGGCUUCGAGUGGAGGCUGAGUUACCAGAAGAAGAACAGCAACCAGAUGAAGACGACGACGAUGAAAAAACUUCUUUAGCUGACGCAUAUUCCGCCCACGGACUAAACGAGGAAGAAGAAUCGGAAGAGCUCCUCCUGGCGAUGGAGGAAGAGGGCGCAAACGAAGAAUUGUUGAAGGCAUGUUCCCUCACGACGACCGGGGCAUCAUCGCCCCUCCGCUGGAGCCACUUCCAUCACCGAUCACAUUCGGACUCGCACACGUUGUCGUCCUCCCAGGGACAUCGGAGGAGGACGAGCAGCAGAGGGAGCGCAAGUGGAAAUGGGAGGCGCCGAGGUCUCCCUCCCAUUUCGGCCGAUGGUGCCAGCAGUAGCUCUCUCGGACCCACAUUUUACUCUCGGUGGAGGAAAGACAGCGCGACAGAGUCGACAACCAGCGGCGUUUCGUCAUCUGAUUCGAUGACCAUGACCAUGACGAUGACGACUCAGGCGCAGAUACAGCAACAAAUUGUAGGACAUACGUUGAGUCCGAUUCCAUCCUCGGCAAGUAUUGCGACGACAGGAGACCCGCAAAGUCCGCCUUCGAGAGGAUCCAGCCGAGCUACAUUGACUGAGCCAGUCGUAGGGAGUAGUAGCCUCGGCACUAGUGGGCGUUGGGGAUCACCUCUCCAUCGCAGUUUGCGCAUCCGGAAGCCCGUAAUUCGCAUGCCGUCUAUGGCUGGUGGGGAUCACGACUACGGAAACUAUAUUGGUCCCGGAGGUGCGCGAAGGUCUGGGAGUUCACUGAUGAUGUUGAAAACUGGUUCUCUCGACCGCCACCUCAUCCUCUCGCCGGGUGAUUUGUUCGAGGCGAAUAAGUUGGCCCGGGUCAAUUCUUCACUGACUUCGCUAUCUACGCCGUCUUUCCGAGUCAGGCCCGAGUCAGAAAUGAGGGGUCCGUGCUAUAUGGGAUUGUGUGUUCCGGACGAUUUUGGCGCCAUAUUUCUGACCGAUUCGUCCAUUCCAUUGCACGUGAGGAUGACCUCUGUCCCUGGAGAGGACGCGAAGGAACCGAGACUCGGAGAGUCGUUUGAGUUUCAUACCGUGACGAACUGUCUGGGCUGCUAUAGGUUGCGAGAGCACGUUGUCGACACGACGUCGGCGAUGGAGGAUGAUGAAAUUUUUGGUUUAACGGAGAAGUUAACAUCCCUCGGCGUUGGAAGCAUCGAGGGGUUGACGGACGCCGAGGUCGUGGCGAAUGGGGCGGUCCUGUUGAGAAGAGAGAUUUUAAGGCUGGUCUCGAACCUUAUUUGCUGCGUGGGGGCGAAAGCGAACGAGCAAGGGUUACUGAGACUGAAACAAAAGUUCCCAUCGGCCUUCCAAGACUUGUGUUUGUACACAGAGCUAAGCGUCGUAAUGAGCAAAUACAACCUGCGUCUCCUCCUCCGACGUUUCCUCCAAGAACUCUUCUUAGACAACACGUUUACCGCUUUUUACGAAGUGGCGGAACUUAUCGUGGGCAAGUGGGAGGAGUGCGAGGAAGACGAGAACGUUGACAAGUUGGUGGAGGAAGUGAACGAAGAAACGUAGUGAAUCAUGGAAUGGCUGCUAACUAUUAUUUCAUAUUAAUUUAUUUUAUGCGCUUAUCCAUCCCGAUGAUCGAAUUGCUUAUCGUUCAUAUAACUUAUCCUGCUGUGAUUUCCUUUUCUAUUCCGGUUAAAUAAAUGUUAAGAGUUUGACAAUGAAAA
Molecule: messenger RNA, 5050 nt
Organism: Folsomia candida
Lineage: Eukaryota; Metazoa; Arthropoda; Collembola; Entomobryomorpha; Isotomidae
Gene: rictor
Product: rapamycin-insensitive companion of mTOR
Exons: 23
Coding region: 180-4892 (1570 amino acids)
Biological process (GO): TORC2 signaling; positive regulation of phosphatidylinositol 3-kinase/protein kinase B signal transduction
Cellular component (GO): TORC2 complex
Molecular function (GO): protein serine/threonine kinase activator activity
Source: RefSeq, a predicted model, not a curated record